Molecule: messenger RNA, 2114 nt
Organism: Erinaceus europaeus (western European hedgehog)
Lineage: Eukaryota; Metazoa; Chordata; Mammalia; Eulipotyphla; Erinaceidae
Product: DNA repair-scaffolding protein-like
Exons: 5
Coding region: 436-1077 (213 amino acids)
Biological process (GO): regulation of establishment of protein localization to chromosome; double-strand break repair via homologous recombination
Cellular component (GO): nuclear chromosome; nucleoplasm
Source: RefSeq, a predicted model, not a curated record
AGCCAUCACUCUGGUACAUGUGCUGCUGGGGAUGGAACCCAGGACCGCAUCCUUGAGAAUCUAGUGCCUUAGCCACUGCGCCACCUCCCGGACCACUACUGUAAGCAUUUCUUAAGUGUUCAUUAUUGCAUUCGGGUUUUCAUUGUAUUUUAAAUUUAAGGUCGCAUUCAGGCCCGCCCCUCCCCUGUGCACCUGGUUCACUGCAGCUUGGCGCCUGGAACAGGGAGGACAGCCUCUGUGAGGUCCCGCCCCCUCCAGCGUGCCCACCCGCCCAUUGGGGGGAUCAGCGGGGCUCGCGGAUGGGGGCGGUUCCUCGCGAGGCUCCGCCCCUCCCCUUGCGUCAGCGCCGGCGUGGGGGGGCGAGUGGGGCGGGGCUCUGAGUCUGUUCCCGGGGGUGCAGUCUCCUGGCCUCUGGAGGAGGUGAUCUGUCAGGAGAUGUCGGGCGGUGGCGGCUUUCGCGGCCAGAAGAGAAAAAGAAACUGGGAUACAGAUUGCCCAUCCUUUCCUGGGGAGAGUCCUCUGCAGUCCAGUAGAGUGGGGCUCGGGACAGUGGGGACAGCUGCCCUCUCUGAAGCUUGGCUCCGGUGUGGAGAAGGAUUUUUGGACACUUCUAGGACUCAGUUACCAACAACUGAAGAGAAGGCUGCUACAGAAAAACACCUUGAAUUAUGCCCUAGGUCCAACAAAGAAACUGUGGCAUCUAAGAGUGUCAGUGGACUUGCAGAGAUAACAUGGAGUUCUAGUGGAAGUGAUCUCUCAGAUGAAGAUAAAGCACUUUCUAAAUCACAGAGAGCUAAUGAACAUGACUCAAAAAUAGAUAGAUUUUCUAACAGUGAUAUUUUAUGUUCAGAAGAUGAGGCCUGUGAAGAUGAACUGCAGUUUAUUGACUGGGAGAUUGACAGUGACAGAGAAGAGACUAGUGAGCAUCGCACAGUGGAAGAGGAAGAGGGCGAGAACGCAGUGGACAUUUCAGACAGUGCUUCCUGUGCGAGCAGUCACUCUCUGACAGGUGAAGAGACACUGCCUACAUGUCCUAAGGUAAGCACAGGUGGCUUGAGAUUUUUCCUCCGCUUAUGACAUUUGUUCAUCAGGGCCUUCUGGUCUUUUUUAUUUUAAACUUCUUCCACAGGGACAGCUACCUUUGACUCUUAGAGGAGCCUUUUUUUUUUUUUUUUUUUAAUAUAACCAGAGCACUGCUUAGCUCUGGCUUAUGGUGGUGGGGGGGAUUGAACCUGGGACUUUGCAGCCUCAGCCACGAAAAUCUCUGCAUAACCAUUAUGCUAUCUACCCUCCUGCUUAGAGGAGUCUUUUGUUCUCUAUCUCAACCGGCUUAUGUGAAGUAAAGCAGUUGUGAUGUGGUUUUACUUGGGGUCUGUAUACUCAGUCUUUUCUCACUACUCCUGACUCCCUGUUAACACAUUAAACUUUUCCCUUGCCACCUCUAAGAACAGAUCUGACAUGGUUUGGCUAGUUUAGAAUUCAGUUUGGUGUUAUGGACUUUCAAGCAUGAGGCCCUGAGUUCAAUCCCUGGCAGCACAUGUGCCAGAGUGAUGCCUGUCUCUCUGUCUCUGUCUCUCUCUCCUGUCUUCUGCAUGAAUAAAUACAUUAAAUCUUUGGAAAAAAAAGAAAAACAUACAAAAAAUACGUCAUGAUUUUCCCAACAAUCAAAUAGCUGAUAAUUGAUGUGACUGUCCAUAUUUUUAAUAUUGCUAUGUAGGUUUCCAGUUGAUUUUAGCGGGGCCUUUCAAGAACCUUCCUACAGAGGGCAGCAGAGACACAGCAGUGAGCUCUUUUCAUAGCCUACACUUUCAGGAAGUGUGAAGGAAAUGCGGUUUACAUGAACUUUGUUAUAUAAUUCUUAAGUACCUUAAGUAGCAAUUCUUAUGCAAACACAGGCUAAUAAAUGCCAGAUAGCCCGAGUGAAGGUCAACCCUUUGUUAAAGGUGUGGAGCAAAAUGAAGCUGGCUGGCACAUAUACAAGAUCUAAAAGUAGUUCGUGUCAUUUUAAAGAGAAAGCAAAGGUGAUUUACAAAUCUGAAAUAUUAGUAUGUUGUCAUGAAAUGUUUUCUUUGUGCUGCUAAUAGUUGCCAAAUGCAUGAUUACAUAUCUCAGAA